AUGAGUUCGUCCCACGCCCCAACCAGCCCGCCCACCGAUGGGGACACAGCAAGGACCAUUGUAUACGACCCGAGCGACCCGUUCUGGCGAGAUACCGAGGAUGAUGAUGACGACAUGGACUUUGUACCGGCAGAAGAGGGCACCGACGAUAAUGAGGAAGGUGAAGGUGAAGGUGAUCUGAGCUUUCACGAUGCUGCCGAACGAUUGAGUAACCUCAGCGGAGUGGAGAUCGCAUUCGAGUACAACGAUGAUAACGAUGAAGAUGACGAUGAAGACGAGACGGAUGACCCCCGCCGACCAGUCAUGAUUACUCGCGAACAAAUCAUGCAGUUGCUUGGGCACGCUGGAUUGGGACGCAUAUUCGCCGCCGACUUUAUCCCACGAUCUGCACUCCGGCGACGCAGACUUGACGAAGAUGAGGAGGAAGAAGAGGAAGACGAUAGCGACCCUGGCACUGGAUAUGACCCUGUUGGUCCGACAAGGACUUCUGGCAGAAGGCGGCGGCCACGAGGCAAAGAAUUGUUCGAGAAGGUGCCUAGUGAGCAGGGUCAGGAAUUGAUGGAGGGCGGUAAUUUCGGAACCAACCCUCGACCUGAGGACACACUCAAAAGAAAGAAGAGGUUAGCUUACAAAAUUAUGCGGAGAGAGCUAGGCAUCGGUAGUGAUGGGCGCCAGAAGAAUUCCACGAGGCUGUUGAGGCAAGACAUGAUACCAGAAUCUGUGGCCGACACUAUCAUACACUACAAUGCGCGAUGCUAUUCUGGACAAUUUUCAGACGACGGUAAUUUCUUCUUUUCGUGCGCUCAGGACUUCAAAGUACGCAUGUACGACACGUCGAACCCAUAUGACUGGAAGUAUUACAAGACUGUGAGAUACGAUGGCGGCCAAUGGACGAUUACGGAUGCGUCGUUAAGUCCAGAUAACCGCUUUCUGGCGUACAGCUCCAUUAGAAGUAUCGUGGCGUUGGCACACACUGAUCCUGACAACGACGCUGAACCUCAUUAUCUUGAUUUCGCAGACCUCGGUCGGCCCACUCCACGUGGAUUCCGCGGAUACUUUGGCAUUUGGUCAAUACGAUUUUCUGGCGAUGGCCGUGAAAUUGUAGCAGGAACAGGAGACAGUUCCGUCUAUGUAUACGACAUCGAGCGUCGUCAGUCAGUACUACGCAUACCAGGUCAUCAAGACGAUGUAAACGCAGUCUGCUUCGGGGACACUCAAUCGCCACAUAUUCUUUACUCCGGCUCGGACGAUACAACACUCAAGGUCUGGGACCGAAGAAGUAUGGGUGAUGGCCGAGAAGCUGGUGUUUUCCUUGGGCACACGGAGGGAUUGACGUAUGUCGACAGCAAAGGAGACGGACGAUAUGUGCUUAGUAACGGCAAAGACCAAACUGCUAAGCUUUGGGAUUUAAGGAAGAUGAUGUCGAAAGAGAAAGCUGACCGCAUCGAUCCCAAUGCGUACACCAAUCGCUUCGAGUACCGAUCUAACGCGUACGAUUUCGAUGAGUACCGCCCACAUCCGCACGAUUGCUCGCUUGUCACGUUCCGCGGACAUAAAGUGCUGAAGACGCUUAUCCGAUGUCACUUCUCACCUCCUGGUAGCACAGACUCGCGAUACGUUUACUCUGGUAGCUACGAUGGCUCGGUCUAUGUCUGGAACAUGGACGCAACUCUUGCUGGCAAGGUCAACGUCCUCAAGGCGACUAAAAACUCACGACCACGCGAUCCAGACCUUCUCGCUGGCAUGUACGAACACUGGGGAAGGAAUGAGGGUAGAUGGCAGACGUGUGUCCGUGAUGCGAGCUGGCAUCCCAAUGCACCUAUGAUUGCCGCAACCUCAUGGAACGGCUGGGGCACCUCACAGGGAACUUGCACAGUCCACACCUGGAAUGAUGGGCUUGAAGAAGAUGAAGCAGAACCAAAGAUCGGGAGGCGGGUCAACGCACAACUGCAGCAUGAUGAACGACUUUACACGAGUCCCGAGGGCAGGGCGAGAAGGCAUCCCAUGUGGUACGAGGACAUGAUGAAUGAGGAGUGA
Messenger RNA from Alternaria atra, 2037 nucleotides. RefSeq lists its product as uncharacterized. Gene Ontology annotation, biological process: proteasome-mediated ubiquitin-dependent protein catabolic process. The record is from RefSeq and is a predicted model, not a curated record. The coding region runs from base 1 to 2037 and encodes 678 amino acids. NCBI's taxonomy places the organism in Eukaryota, Fungi, Ascomycota, Dothideomycetes, Pleosporales, Pleosporaceae. Gene Ontology annotation, cellular component: Cul4-RING E3 ubiquitin ligase complex. Gene Ontology annotation, molecular function: protein binding. The transcript is spliced from 5 exons.